UUCAAUGGAAUUUAAAAUUUAUGUAAAUGAUCCUACCUUUAAUGCAAGUGAUUAUUUGGGUCUACCAUAUGCUACACUUUCGUUGAUAGUUACAGUUCCCGAUAUUGGCUAUGCUGAAUAUGUUAAUUCAGUAUUUUUAUCUCAUAAAGAUUUACUUGGCUCAAAUUCAAGAUUUAUUAACACGAUUGAUGUUCUGAAUACCUAUGCUAUUUCAGUAUACAAUUCUUAUAAAUUUAAAUUAACAAGAAGAAGAAAAGACAUUAUGCUUCCAAGUUGGGAAAAUUUUAUGGGAUUUUCAUCUAAACUUUUACAAUUACCAUAUUACACAUCGUCAAUGGAAACAUUUCCACUUCUAAACGACACACCAGGAUUAUUUCUAAAAAUGACAAUUGAACAACCAACAUACACUGUUCAAGUUGAGACAGAUAAAAGAACCAAAACUAAAUAUGGAUGUGGAAUAAAUCGUUCAGUACAAGCCAAAUUGAAGGAUAAUCUGGAAUAUAUUCCAUUAGUCAAUCGUCCAAAAUCCACUUCUUUAAAUAAUUAUGAAUUGAAAAGAAGACUUGAUUCAUUACAAUUGUUUUUAACAGAAUAUGUUGUUGACGUACGAUAUUUUGAAGGGAUUUAUAAAACUAAUACAAAUAAACAUAAAAAAG
Molecule: messenger RNA, 656 nt
Organism: Dentiscutata heterogama
Lineage: Eukaryota; Fungi; Glomeromycota; Glomeromycetes; Diversisporales; Gigasporaceae
Source: the annotation of a GenBank genome assembly